This is a messenger RNA of Monopterus albus (swamp eel), 1000 nucleotides long. RefSeq names its product chromosome unknown C22orf23 homolog (gene cunh22orf23). NCBI's taxonomy places the organism in Eukaryota, Metazoa, Chordata, Actinopteri, Synbranchiformes, Synbranchidae. Bases 185 to 868 code for a protein of 227 amino acids. The transcript is spliced from 9 exons. The record is from RefSeq and is a predicted model, not a curated record.
GUCUUUAGUAAAAAUGACGCUCCGGUUUUAGAGUAGGCCUUCCAUAAAGCAGACUUUUGUUUAAAAAUAGAAACCACAAAGAUUAGACAGAAAAGCUUACAAGUUUCUUCGUGUGGAAUCAACUUCUGACCCUUCUGAUAUAGAACUGUUGCUGUCAGUGACUUGCAGCAGCACUAGGUUCCAGAUGGACCCCUCCUCUAGCAAGGGACUAUGGAACAACCCCAGAGCCACCCAGUACAGCAAGGAGACCCAGGACCUGCUGAGAUUAAUGAUGCAAGAGUCAAGGCUCACCAACCUCCAAAGAAAACAGAUCAACGAAUGCCUGAAGAAUGGAGCAGCUUUGCCUCUGAUCUCUGACUCCACAUCGUCACUUUCUCCCUGUCAGCCUAAAAAGAGUAAAUCUGUCCAGAACCUCCUGCCAGGCAAGCCACAGAGACGCACCGCCGAAUCUUGUCGUUCAGGGAACAGCUACGCCAGAGAACAGUUCCGUCCUGGUCCCACACGAGACUUAGAGAAAGAGAAGAGGAGACUCCAAAAUAUCCUUGCAACUGGACAAGAUGAGCCCAUACCUGCAUCUUCUCCAAAUGUUCCUGCAUGUCAUAACCCAGAUGUGUCAGAGGAGAGGGACCACUAUCAAGAAGUUCUGGAUGAGAUAGAGGAAAGAAGACGGUUCCUGGCAGAUAUGGCCUCUCUGGGUCAGGAGAGGCAGUACAUCAACAUCAUCAGCACUGAGAUCUCUCAGAAAAUGAGAGAACUGGAGGUGCUGGACAAGGCCCGCCAUCCCAGCAAGGAUACGCUGGCUCCCAAGGCAAGUGCAAAACAGAUGACAGAAAAUGUGGACCUGAAAGACGGCAGCAGUGACGUCUGACCACUGCCACUGAAGGAAUAACCAGCCAACACAGACUCCUAUGACAGUAUUUCAUGUAGCCCUGCUGCUGUUUUAGGACGAUGUGUUCAGCACUACAGAAGCCCUUGGUUUCAGCUGGACAGGAAGACAGGC